Molecule: messenger RNA, 612 nt
Organism: Cydia pomonella (codling moth)
Lineage: Eukaryota; Metazoa; Arthropoda; Insecta; Lepidoptera; Tortricidae
Product: FLYWCH-type zinc finger-containing protein 1-like
Exons: 5
Coding region: 1-612 (203 amino acids)
Source: RefSeq, a predicted model, not a curated record
AUGAUCGCCACAUUCCAACGAACUAAGCGAGGCAACGUCAUGCUCAUCCACACCGGCUACAAGUACCAUAAAGAGCGUACCCGCGGCAUCAAAGUUCGUUGGCAAUGCGCCGCUCGCAAGAGAAAAGGUUGCCCAGCAACCGCAACCACGUUAGAAGCACCCAUAUUCCUACCAUCCAAGAAAGGCGGUCGAGUGCUAUGCUUCGAUGGCUACAAGUAUCACCGUGAGAGGCAACGCGGCAUGAAAACGCGAUGGCAUUGCGGUACACACGCCAGGUUCGGGUGCGCCGGCUCUGUCAUCACCGUGGACGACAUGGUCGUGAGGACCAACCUCUACUACGGAACAUCCCAACUAGGAAGCAGGGUGCUCUAUCACCGUGGAUACAAAUAUCACCGCAAGCAGGAGAAGAAUGGGUUAUUUUUCGGGACAUCACACUUUGGUAAUAAGGUGGUAUUCUACAGAGGCUACAAGCACCACAAGAAACGUGAGACAGGCAACAAGACCGCCUGGCACUGUGGCACCCAUAGAAAACUCGGCUGCAGGGGAAUGGUCACUACCAUUGAUAAUACGGUGGUCAAGUUCACCUGUCAUUACCAUCACCCAGUACUUUAG